Molecule: messenger RNA, 2904 nt
Organism: Cyprinodon tularosa
Lineage: Eukaryota; Metazoa; Chordata; Actinopteri; Cyprinodontiformes; Cyprinodontidae
Gene: saga
Product: S-antigen; retina and pineal gland (arrestin) a
Exons: 16
Coding region: 174-1376 (400 amino acids)
Biological process (GO): signal transduction; G protein-coupled receptor internalization
Cellular component (GO): photoreceptor outer segment; photoreceptor inner segment
Molecular function (GO): G protein-coupled receptor binding
Source: RefSeq, a predicted model, not a curated record
GCUGUGAGGAGGAGGACAAAGUUCACAGCAGAGUCUUUCUGAUUGGCUGAAGGAGCCAUGAAAGACAGCAGGUGUUUACAUAUAGAGCUGGUUGGACUAGCACCUGUCUCCUCCUCUCAUUCAGCAGCUCUACAGCACAGGCCUCUAGCAGCAGCUUAUUCAUCUUCACCAUCAUGAGUCCAAGAAACAUAAUUUUUAAGAAGACUUGCAAAGACAAGUCGGUGGGAGUGUUCAUGGGGAAGAGAGACUUUGUGGACCGCGUCGAUUCUGUGGAUCCAGUGGAUGGCGUUGUCCUCAUUGAUCCUGAGGCUCUGGCUGGGAGGAAAGUGUUUGUCACCCUGUCUUGCAUCUUUCGCUACGGCCGAGAUGACAUGGAUGUGAUGGGAAUAGCCUUCCGCAGGGAGCUGUUCCUGUCCACCAGCCAAGUAUAUCCACCCCUGCAGGACCGUGAGAAGGGAAUCCACACCAGGGUGCAGGCAAAGCUUCUGCGCAAACUAGGAAGCAAUGCCUACCCAUUCUUCUUCGAGUUUCCGGACAAUCUGCCUUGCUCAGUGGCUCUCCAACCAGCACCCCAUGAUGUUGGGAAGCAAUGUGCAGUGGAGUUCGAGAUUAAGGCAUUCAGUGCUGAGAGCCAGGAUGCAAAAGUGCGCAAACGGAGCACAGUAAAGCUAAUGCUCAGGAAGGUACAGUACGCUCCAGACUCACAGGGAGUCCCACCUACAGUUGAAACCACCAAGGACUUUGUCAUGUCUGACAAACCGCUGCAUGUUAAGGCCACACUGGAUAAAGAGCUUUACUAUCAUGGUGAGACAAUCCAUGUUGACGUCAACAUCACAAACAACUCUAACAAAACCAUCAAGAACGUCAUUCUUUCAGUUGACCAGGUUGCCACAGUGGUGUUGUUCUCCAAUGACAGCUACAUCAAAUGUGUGGACAUUGAGGAUUCUGGAGAUUCUGUGUCCGCCGGAGCGACGCUGCAGAAAGUCUACAAGUUGCUGCCGCUGCUGGCCAACAACAGGGAGAGGAGGGGCAUUGCUCUGGAUGGCAAACUGAAGCAUGAAGAUACCAACCUGGCCUCAUCCAGCAUCAUUAAGGAAGGACUUCAGAAGGAAGUUCUUGGAAUCAUGGUGUCAUACAAAGUUAUGGUGAAGCUCAUCGUUGGAGGGAUGAUGGGAUCUAGUGAGGUCGGCCUGGAGGUUCCCUUUAGACUGAUGCAUCCCAAACCAGACGCAGUCAAGGAGAGUGAGAUGGAGGACGAGCUUGUGUUCCAGGAAUUCAAGCGCUCCUACCUGAAGGGGAUCAUUGGAGCUGGUGAUGAUGAUGAUGAGGAAGGCAACGUGUCGGGCGGGGAUGACAUGGGGCCAAAAGAGAAGUAGAGGACAGAUGGCAGAGGGGUGGUUCUAGAAAAGGUCCUUUAAUGAAGGGCUGUUUAGAUGUUAUUUGUUGAGUGAAAAGUACUUCAGUUCCUAAAGGUUUUAUUACAGAAGAGCAUAAACACACUUUUAUUAAAACCAUGUCUCAGUUCUGCAAAUUUUAUAGGUGUAACAAAAAAUUAACUCUGCCAAAGAUUAUAUGGUAAAUGGCAUGUACUUACAUAGCGCCUUUUUCAAGUCAGGAGACUUGACCAAAGCGCUUUACACUACAUUCAUUCACCCAUUCACUCACACACUGAUGAUGGCAAGCUACAUUGUAGCCACAACUGCCCUGGGGCUCACUGACAGAAGCGGGGCUGCCGUACACUGGCGUCACCGGCCCCUCUGACCACCAUCAGUAGACACUGCAGGUGAAGUGUCUUGCCCAAGGACACAACAACAAUGACAGUCAGAGCCAGGGCUUGGCCUUCAUUUUCAGGGCAAACUCCUACAUCCAACGCCACUGUCGCCCUACUUAAAUGAAAAAAACUUUGAGGAACUUAAUGUCAAGCACAUAUUCAUGCAAGACACAAAAACAAUCAUCUUUGUGGUGAAUUGUUAGAGGAUAGGUGGAAGUUGAGAAGAAAAGAACCCCAAACAUUUUGCAUUUUAUCUUUAAACAAUAAAUCUACCCAUUUAAGUUCAAUUCUGAAAAAAACAGCCCACAGGUAAAGAUGAAUUCCCCAACAUUUGGAAACUUCGGUCAACAUCCUGACUGGAGAUGUUGAUUUAAAGGCAUGUUACGACAAAUCCACCCAGCCUAUUGGAGAACCUGAUAAUGCUGUCUGAUGUUUCUCCUAAGACUCCUCUGUUUACACAAAUUGUCUGAUGCUCUGGUGCCGCCUGACUGUAGUGGUGACUUUGCACUGGCGCUUCGUCCUGGGUGGUUACAUUUGUUUGUAUUCUAGCCAGUAGAUUGCCUGGCGACCUGUGAAGGGUGUACCCCGCUUCUUACCCGUAGACAGCUGGAGAGGCACCAGCAAUACUCGCAACCCGCUUGGGAUGUCAAUAUAUGCCAGUAAACAAAGAGUGUGACAGAAAAUGGAUGGAUGGAUGGAUAGCCAAUAGAUUGUCCACUCAAGCAAACAUCGAUGGGGUUUGACUAAUUUUAUCCAAAGUGGAACCCCAACAUGGGUAAAAAUACAGAGAGCUCCCACCUGAAGUCCUUCUUUUUAAUGCACACCAAAGCUAAAUUGUUCUUUAACUCUCUCUACUCUAACUUCAAUUUCCUAUCUGUGUGUUCCAAAGUAUUUUUAGUGUUUUUGCUACCAUUAGCAAUUUGAUUCAUCAGCAGUCAGGAUUUAAUGUGAUUCAAACAGCUACAGUCUUUUUUUUUUUUUUUUUCAUUUAGGCGAUCUUUUAAAGCUCACCUGCAUGUUCUUCCUGCAGCUCAGUUUUUAGUAGCCAUAGAAACGUUGGUGUUGAGAGCUGCAGCUUCAUAAGGCUAAGACGCCUUGUCCUGUGAUUGAACAAUAAAAGCUGUUGGACUCUU